AUGUCAUUAGGUGAAAUUGCAGAAAGGUGUUAUAACAUGACGACAUCGUACCUUAAGGUCUCUACAAGUAGUAUAAUAAUUAAGGAGACCCAAGAUGCAGUAAGACUGACGAGACAACAUCUCCUCGAGGAGGUUUUUACACGUUGGAGUCCUCUAAAUGGUGAAAUUUCCUUCUCUUAUAAUGGGGGUAAGGAUUGUCAAGUUUUGUUAUUAUUAUAUUUAAGUUGUUUAUGGGAAUUCUUCAUAAUACAAGCAGAACGGUCUCAAUAUGAUUUCAAAUAUCAAAAGUUCCCAAUGAAUAAUCUAUUUUCUGUUUACAUUGAUCUUGCCAAGACAUUUCCUACGUUGGAGAAUUUUGUGAAUUUAACAUCGGAACGAUAUCAAUUGAGUCUUUAUUCGUCAAUGCGAGAACAUGGAACUAAGGCAUCGAAUAUGUCAUGUGCAUUUGGAGAUUUCUUAAAACGAUAUCCUGAGACACAAGCAAUUUUGAUAGGUGUUCGUGCUACGGAUCCAUUUGGUGAUACACUUAUGGCGAUACAAAAGACAGAUUCGAAUUGGCCUGAUUUUUAUCGGGUUCAACCUAUUUUACAUUGGAAAUUAGCCAAUAUAUGGAGUUUCUUAUUAUAUUCCGAUGAACCGAUUUGUGGAUUGUAUGGUAAUGGUUUUACAUCGAUAGGUGGUAUCGAUACAACAAUUCCAAACCCAUAUUUGAUCGAUUCCAAAGAUAAUCGUUCAAAAUUAUCUUUAGAAUUUCAAUGGGAGAUAGAUAAUGCAUUCGAAAGAGGAAACGAUAAAAUCAACGUAUUAGAGGUUGAUCCUGAUGAUCAAUUAUGGUUGAAGAAACUUGGUUCAGAGAAAUACUUACCAGGAUGGUAUUUAAUCAAUGAUGAAAUAGAAAGAGCCGGUAGAAUUAAGAAAUAG
Molecule: messenger RNA, 921 nt
Organism: Maudiozyma barnettii
Lineage: Eukaryota; Fungi; Ascomycota; Saccharomycetes; Saccharomycetales; Saccharomycetaceae
Gene: FAD1
Product: FMN adenylyltransferase
Exons: 1
Coding region: 1-921 (306 amino acids)
Biological process (GO): FAD biosynthetic process
Molecular function (GO): FMN adenylyltransferase activity
Source: RefSeq, a predicted model, not a curated record